CUUUACCGGAUAACAUGGAUAGAUAUUUUAUUAACAACUUAGUGGGAGAAGGAUCAUUUGGGAAAGUGUACAAAGCAGUUAAUAAGGAAACUAAAAUCACAGUGGCGCUGAAAAUAAUAAGCAAGCGAGGACGAUCAGGUCGAGAUUUGAAAGGUCUGCGGGGUGAGUGCGAAAUUCAACGAAACCUUCAACAUCCCAACAUAAUUCGUAUGUUAGACUCUUUCGAAACUGAAAAUGAAAUUAUCGCCGUAACUGAGUUUGCUAGAACAGAUCUUCACAGUCUGCUUCGUGAUGGCUCACUUGGUGAGCCAAAAACUCAAAAUAUCACGUACGAUCUAGUGUCAGCUCUUUAUUAUCUGCAUUCUCAUCGAAUUUUGCACAGAGAUUUGAAGCCGCAAAACAUUUUAUUAGAUAAAAACAUGACGGCCAAACUGUGUGACUUUGGAUUCGCUCGAAAUAUGACAAUGGGUACACACGUUCUCACUUCUAUCAAAGGUACACCGUUAUACAUGGCCCCUGAACUUCUGGAGGCAAAACCGUACGACCAUCACGCGGAUUUGUGGUCACUUGGUUGUAUAAUUUACGAAAUGUUGGCCGGCGAACCUCCGUUUAGUUCCACUUCGAUGAUCCAUUUGGUUCGAUUAAUUCGGAAUCAAUAUAUUAAAUGGCCAAGCUUUCUCACAGCCAAUUGCAUGUCAUUUGUGCAAGGAUUGCUAGAAAGAGACCCCACCCAUCGGAUGCCAUGGGCAAAAAUAAUAACACAUCCGUUUGUGAAAGGGCACAUUGUGGUUUUGGAACAGGACAUACCUGAAUCACCCUUCACAAACCCGUUAACGGCUUCACAAAGCAAUGAAAAAAGAAAACAAACGAACCGUUUAAUGUAUGGGGAUAUCAUAAAUAACCUGCCUGCUGGAAAUAAACGCCAGGCAGCGGCUACGAAAGCAUCCAAUGAUGAUGAGCUGGCUUCGUCAAGAGAUAGUAUGAAUGUAAUAUUGCAAAGUGACAUGGAAUUUGUUGAAACCGAUGCAGAGGAUUGUGUGGAAGGCACUGUUCGCUAUGCUACUACCCAACAGGAAAUUGGAAAGAAUAGCGCAACAGAAGCCGAGCAAGCAAGGGCAAUCAAUCCAGAUUUCUGCACAAUAGAAUAUCAUCACCCUUUAGGUAACGACGCGGAGUUUAUACAGGAAAAUCCUAAUUUAGUUGUGAAUAACUACAACGAUAACUUUCCUUUGCUGGAUAGGAAAGGGCAAAGGAUAAUUUCUCCGAAUGAAUUGGCCAAUCGACUAAACAGUAUCAAUGUGCAGAACCAAUCCCUUCGAUUCAAAUCCCAAGAGCUGGAACGCAGAAAACUUAGUCAAAAUAUUGACAAUUUCUCAAUCAGGUUAGAGCUGGACAGAGACUCACAAAACAUCAAUAAAAGUUCCGCCGAAGAGCUUCCCGAAAUAGAUAUAAAGACUGAAAAAAUCACACCAACUCUCCUGCCGGGUUGGGAUUCGUGUGAUGAAUCACAAAAUCCUCCGAUUGAAAAUGAAGAAUGGUUGGUAUUCCUCCAGAAAUCAAUGCAGGAGAUUCUUGACGGCGAGUUGGAUUCGCUGAAACAGCAAAACUUUGUUAGUAUUAUUGUAGCACCAUUGAGGAACUGCCGUGCAAGUUCAAAAGUUAUCGAAAAUGUGGCGAAUUUAUUAGGACUACCGCUAGCAAUUGACGCCCCACCAGCAAUCAUUAAUGAUAUCCUCAGCGUCUAUGCAGAACUAAAAUUAGUUCCUAAUCUCGUAUAUGCUUCGAAACUAUUGUGUAAUAAGAAAUUGAAUGCUUCCAAUAGCGAGAGCCAAUCGUGUGACACACCGGCGAACAAUUUGACUCGAUCAGAUGCCUCCAUUCGACAGUUGUCUUCGUUGGAUAACGACGAAGUGAAAACGUUAACGGCAGUUUACGAUCUCAUUUGUUUCCUGGUACAUUCUGGGGAAAACUUUUUGAAUCAAUUUUGUGAUGCAAUCGAGAUUCUUGGAGCAAAGGAACUGUUUGUAAGUUUCAUCAAUGCUGCCCGAACAAACGAAAGCUACGUAAGAUUGAGUUGUUCGAUUCUAGCAGUGCUAAAUUGUGCCUUGCGAGAACUACCGGAAAAUGCAGAAAUUAUUGAACAAAUAGUUUUUCACGAGAACGUGAGUCUGCUGCAUAUGUUGAAUCACGAGGAUGCGAUUUUGAGGCACCGGACCUGCACGUUGCUUCGUAUUCUGGCAAGAUUCAGUUGUUUGGCAUUGCAGAAACAUUGGACCAAUGAGAUCAAAGAAUCUCUAGAAUCUUUGCUGGAUGAUCAAACAUUGGAUGUGAAAACAGAAGCCAAAUGUGUGCUGGAAGAAUUCAAAUACCUUUCGUUUAUUACUGCAGAAACUGCCUAUUAAAAAAUGUUAUUUUAUAGUGCAUG
Messenger RNA from Malaya genurostris, 2425 nucleotides. It is a transcript of the gene fu, whose product is annotated as serine/threonine-protein kinase fused. Gene Ontology annotation, biological process: protein phosphorylation. Gene Ontology annotation, molecular function: protein kinase activity; ATP binding. NCBI's taxonomy places the organism in Eukaryota, Metazoa, Arthropoda, Insecta, Diptera, Culicidae. Gene Ontology annotation, cellular component: cytoplasm. The record is from RefSeq and is a predicted model, not a curated record. The transcript has 4 exons. The coding region runs from base 15 to 2402 and encodes 795 amino acids.